This is a messenger RNA of Stegostoma tigrinum, 3450 nucleotides long. RefSeq names its product SNF related kinase b (gene snrkb). Gene Ontology annotation, molecular function: ATP binding; tau-protein kinase activity; protein serine/threonine kinase activity. Gene Ontology annotation, biological process: intracellular signal transduction; protein phosphorylation; microtubule cytoskeleton organization. The coding region runs from base 371 to 2509 and encodes 712 amino acids. Gene Ontology annotation, cellular component: cytoplasm. Lineage: Eukaryota; Metazoa; Chordata; Chondrichthyes; Orectolobiformes; Stegostomatidae. The transcript is spliced from 6 exons. The record is from RefSeq and is a predicted model, not a curated record.
GAGUCUCUCUGUUUGGGAGCACAGUGUGAGGCUCGAACCCUGCUCCACCGCUAGUGGUCAUUAUCAUUGACGUCAAUAGGGAGACGCAGAUGUGGGGCUCGGAUUUCCGCAAAGCAGCAAUACAUACACAGACAGACGGAGCUCUGCAGAGAGAGAUCCCAGGCUUGCUUGCUUGCUGCUGUCUUGGGUAAAUGACAGCAAUGGCUGCAAGAAGCAGGGGUUGAGGGUGCCGUGCCUGCCAGUUUCUCGGCUGUCACUGAAUUGGAAGCGGACGGAGAGACCAGGAGCACCGCACUGCAGAUCCCUGGGGAAAGGGUGAGUGUCCAACCCCCUCCGACCACUACAGCCGCGCACCCUCAGAGAGGACGACAUGGCCGGCCUGAGGCACUGCUACGACGGUAAGAUCGCCGGGCUUUACGACCUGGACAAGACCCUGGGGAAGGGUCACUACGCCGUGGUGAAGUUGGCCCGGCAUGUCUUCACCGGGGAGAAAGUGGCCGUCAAAGUGAUCGACAAAACCAAGCUGGACAAAUCGGCGACAGGGCACCUCCUGCAGGAGGUCAGGUGUAUGAAGCUGGUACAGCACCCCAACGUGGUCAGGCUGUACGAGGUGAUCGACACCCAGACCAAACUCUACCUGAUCCUGGAGCUGGGAGACGGCGGCGAUAUGUUCGACUACAUCAUGAACCACGAGAGGGGGCUCUCUGAGGACCGGGCCAAGACUUACUUCGCCCAGAUCGUCCACGCUAUCUCCUACUGCCACAAGUUACAUGUGGUGCACCGAGACCUGAAGCCGGAGAACGUGGUGUUCUUCAAAGACCAAGGGGUGGUCAAACUCACUGAUUUCGGCUUCAGUAACCGAUUCCAGCCCGGCAAGAUGCUCACCACUAGCUGCGGCUCUCUGGCUUACUCGGCGCCCGAGAUCUUACUGGGAGAGGAAUACGAUGCACCUGCGGUGGAUAUCUGGAGCCUGGGAGUAAUCCUGUAUAUGCUGGUGUGUGGCUACCCACCUUUCCAUGAGGUUAAUGACAGCGAGACGCUCACCAUGAUUAUGGACUGUCGUUACACAGUCCCACAGCACAUCUCUGCUGACUGCAGGAAGUUGAUCUCCAGGAUGCUGCAAAGGGACCCCAAGAAGAGGGCGUCCCUGGAGGAGAUCGAGGGUCAUCCGUGGCUCCAAGGCAUUGACCCUUCUCCGGCCAAGAAGCUGAGCCUACCCCUCACUUCCUACAAGAGCCUUUCUGAGGAAGAGCAUGAAAUAAUUAUCCAGGCAAUGGAGUGUGGCAACAUCGCACAGAGGGAGCUGAUCCAAGAGGCUCUGGAAGCGGAUAAGUACAAUCACAUCACAGCCAGCUACUUCCUGCUGGCAGAGAGAAUACUGAGGGAGAAGCAGGAAAAGCACACCCACAGCCGCAACCUUAAUCUGGACUAUAACUGGAGCGCACACGUCCAAUGCAGGCCAUCGCUGUCAACAGCAGCAAACAGCUUUAUGGAUGCCACUGACAGUAGCCCCUUGCCUGAAAUGCACAAUGGGUUUUCAAUAAAGCACUCUACUCCGACCACAGUCCCAAACAAACAACCGGGAGCUGAGCAGAAGGAUGCGGAGGAGAUGGGAAACACUAAAGACAUUGCGAAAAUUGUGACUAAUGCCCAGAAUAGUUCUGCGACACCAUCGCCAAUGACGGUUCUACUUCGCUCAUCAUUGGAAACCUCUGUCAUGCCAAAGAACAUGCCUGUCCUCCAACAGAUUUGUGAAGAAGACGAAGAGGAGGAAGAAGAUACAGAGAUGGAGGUCAAAGCUACACCCUUGCCAAAUGUGACGCAAGCUCCGUGCGCCGGUACUAAUCAGCAAACCUUGGGCUGCCCCGGCAAAGACACCGAAAUAGACAGCAACAAACUGUUUCACGAGAUGUGGAGCUGCCAGCGGGAGAGUGGGGUGAUGAACUCCUCAGUUGAAAUGCCAGGGUCAGUGGGGCCACUCUGCUGCAGCAGGUGGGCUGGGAAAAGUGAGCCGCUCUCCAGUUACUUUGCAAACCGGCCGAUCAACCUCAUGAAUGAGAGCAACAACAACAGCACCAGCAAAGGUAUCAUCAGAGCUCCUGUAGACGUUGCCGGCGUCAGUGUUCAGAAGGCCCACCCUUGCCCGCAUUCUCAGCAAUGUCCGGCCAGCCUAGACUCUAGAGUUACUGAGCCCAUCGUUUCUAGCACUGACUUGGCCAAGGACAAAUUGCAGGGGCUACAAAAAUGCGAGGGCCCGAGUGUGGAAAGUCCAAAGCACCUGAUUGACUGGAUGGCUGAGAACAGUGGGUUGGCAAACGACAAUGCAAGCAUUGACAGCAGUGCAGACCCUGUGAAUAAAUUUGAUCCUACCCGGUCAAAAAACAUAAACAUUAGGGACCGGAUUCUGCAAAUCCCACUCUGUGAGAAAGCCCUAUCCUUUAAGAUCAAACCGAACUCUAAAGAAAACCUCCUUUCCUUUGGACAGUUCAACUGUUGUCAUGUAAUUUAGUACUUUUUUUAAGAAAAGAAAAAUUGUAUAGUUUGUGUGUAUCUACACACAAUCGUUGUAAAUAUGUAUCAUCUUUUACAGACUAGGGGUACGGCAUUAGAAAGGAAGGAUAUUUAAGGUUGGUUUCUGUCUGCACUCCCAAAGUGGGGAGCUCUGUCUGUCAUGGAUGUAAAUUGGAAGCCAGUGAUUUUCUGACUUGUCUGUUUAGGUGGUGGGACUCUCAACAGUAAUUGAUCCAUAGACCCAGCUCCCCACCUGAAGUGCAAAAUUGGAAAAAUAACCCUUUAAUUCUCAUAACGGAAUAACGGGUAUAACGUAAAAUACAAUUUGGUGCUUCUUUCUGAGUUGGAAGAAAGUUCAAAGUAGUUCUCCAUUCUUUAUACCAUCUAACUUGUGAAAUCCUUCGCUGCUGUACCAUGUUGGAACAUAAAUGGGUAGGCAUGCGGUGAUUAUACCCUUUUUAGGCACAGACCCAAUACCCCACCUUCAAAUUUACAGAUUAGCUCACUGUUGUCUUGAGAACCCAUUAGUUGAUGAGACUCAGUGUUUGGGGAAUUUCCUCAUGUACGUUAUAUGACAGCAUACUGUAGACAUCUGCCCUGGUGCAGAUAACUGAAGUGUGUACAUAAUAGUGUACUUCCUUCAUUGUCACCUUUAUAUUAAAAAAAAAUCUAGUGUUCACAGAUUAAUUUUCACAGGUCUGUUUUAUUACCUGUAUAAGAAGUGUGACUUUUAAGUGUCUGGUGUGUGUUCCUCUUCCUUCUAUUGUAAAUGCUAAUCCUUCAUUGUACAUAUCGCACUGUUAGCUCUGGAAGCUGCCCUGCACUAACAUGUGAAUAUGAAAUAGUAAUUUUCCCAAAAUAGUACAUAUUUUUAAAUACUGUAAAGUACUACAUUGUAAUUUGUUUGUCCACCUCUUAAACCUAAGAUAAAUUCAUGAA